AUAGUCAGACAGCCUGGCAGCAGGCGAGGCUGUCUGUCUCACACAGGUAGGAAAUGCAAAUGAGAUCAGUUAGAGCUGCUCUUCACAUUCUCUCUCUAUCGCUCACUUUCGAUCUCCAACACCAUUUGCAUCCAAAGACCGAAACAAAGACAUUUCCCCAUGACUUGAGCUGCGAUACUCAACCCCAAAUCAUAGCAAUGAGCUUCCUUGGAAAACUGAAGAAACUACACAGUGGACCUCCAGCUCCACCCAGAAGGACAGAUGACAAUGCGACGUUUCUGUGGCCACAGGAUGAGUUUGAUGACGAUGACGUUGACACGUAUGAAGCGCCUCCUUGUGAGCGUCCGGCUGUGAAAGUCCCUCCGAGAGAAGAGGAGGAGAACGUUUAUCUAGAGAGGAUUCCCAAUCCUGCUAUUGAGCAGAGACAGGUUGCACCUCCACCCAGACCAGGCAAACCCUCGAAACCUCUACAACAUGCAGAGGAUUUCCUCUAUGAUCCCAAAACCAAGAAACCACCUGAGAUAGACAGAAAUGAGAAGCCUGGGAGAAAGAAAAUGCUGCCUCCUCCACCGGUCCGCUCUGCUCCUGCUCCAUGCCCUGCUCCUGCUCCAUGCCCUGCUCCUUCUCCAUGCCCUGCAUCAAACGCUGAAGAAGAUGUGUAUCUGGAUCCAAAUGAAGAACAUGAAGACAAUGAUGAGCUGUAUUUAGAACCAACAGCUGCUUGUGCUCCUGCCACUAGUGGGCUGAUGAGGAUGCCUCCAUCUCCUAAGACAGCAUUUGUACCUUCUUCCAUACCUAUGAUGAAGCCUCCGGUUCCCAGAGCUCAGUCUAAUUCACUUUUGCCUUCCUUUAAUGAGUUGACAACGGCUCCUUCAGUUGAAGCAAGACGUGGCACAUUUCCUACCAAACUCCCUCCACCAACUCCCGGUUAUAAGCCUCGUCUGCCAGUAAACCUGAAGGAAGCCAAAGCCAGCCUUCUGAAUGCUGCUAUGGCGGACACAAAGCCUGUGGCCAUCCCUGGUGAUAUGAGGGCAACCAAACAAUCUGGGAAUGAGGACAAAGAAUGGUUUGCUGAAAAUUGCAACAGGAAGACAGCUGAGGAUCUCUUAUUGAGGGUCAACAAGGACGGGGCCUUCCUCAUCCGUCACAGCUCAGCCCAGAGUUCCCGGCAGCCCUACACCCUCGCUGUGCUCUUCCAGCAGAAGGUGUACAACAUUCCCAUCCGCUUCCUGGGAGAGCCACAAGGUUACGCCCUCGGAAAAGAGGGAAAGAAGAACGAAGAGAUUUUUGGCGCCCUCGAUGAGAUGAUCUCUCACCACAAGAAUAACCAGCUGCUUCUGAUAGACAGCAAGAGCCAGGCCAAGCACACAACAUAUUUAACCCACCCUGUACGCCCUUAAAACCAUACAACUGGGAGCUUCUCUCAUGGUCUCUCAAGUCCGCAGUUUAAAAAGUUUACAGUAGGUGUACUAUGUCCCAGAAGUGUAAUUAGAACCAUCAGUGACACACCCAAAGUACUGUUUUCAUGAUGUUGUUUAUAGAUUGAAAUAAACAAUGCAAACUUUUGCUGCACUGAACCAUCAGCAAAGAUUAUGUAAACGUCACAAACAGUGAUGGUAAAUGACUUACUGUAAAUGACUUACUGUAAAGCUCACAGAUCCUCAAGUUAUGUUGUUUGACAAAGUGCUUUUUCCUGUUUUGUAAUCAUUUUAGCAAUGAUUGCCCAAGGUUAACUGUUCUCUGUUGGGAUGAAGGAAUGAUGUUACCUUCAGUUUGCUGUAUUUCACUAACUUUUAAACAUACAAACAGCAUGUCUUUGUUGUUAUGUGAUUUCAAACCACAUAACAUUUGCAGCUAAAACCUUCACCCUAACGUUCUGCCUCCUGCUCAUUUCCAUUUUUACAGUAUGGUCAUACGUGAUGAACCACUGAGAUAAAUGUCUCCAUGAAUCAUUUUAUUUUAGUCACAAGUACAAAUCUGGAUGUUUAUCUUUCUCCAAGUUUGAAUAUACUGUAUGUUACAGGUUUCUUUUCGGUGUUAUAUUGUAGAUAUUGUGCAAUACAGUCAAGUCAAAAUGCAUCUUUUUAUUUUAUUUCUUUUCCUACAGUUUCGUUAUAUAUUUACUGUUGUUGGCCGGUAACCACCUGGUCUUUGUUUGU
Etheostoma spectabile (orangethroat darter) is the source of this 2159-nucleotide messenger RNA. Its product is annotated as B-cell linker protein. Lineage: Eukaryota; Metazoa; Chordata; Actinopteri; Perciformes; Percidae. The record is from RefSeq and is a predicted model, not a curated record. The coding region runs from base 54 to 1400 and encodes 448 amino acids. The transcript has 19 exons. Gene Ontology annotation, biological process: intracellular signal transduction; cell surface receptor protein tyrosine kinase signaling pathway.